Molecule: messenger RNA, 722 nt
Organism: Rhipicephalus microplus (southern cattle tick)
Lineage: Eukaryota; Metazoa; Arthropoda; Arachnida; Ixodida; Ixodidae
Source: RefSeq, a predicted model, not a curated record
AGCCGCUCUUGUGCCUCCCAUGGCUACUCGGCGUGCCGGACUCGGUCACUUAAUAACGGAGGCGGGCAUAUUGCGCGCGCUCGUUCACACGGUUUUCAACCACUUGCCUCCGGAGAGCGGCUUGGGCCGAGUGCGCAAGGUGUGUCGUGCCGUUCGACGUCUUCUUUCGCGGUCGCGACAGUCUCUCAACAAGCCGCUGGCGGCGCAAGCCGUUGCGGACUGCGAGUUAGCGGCCGCGUACAUAUUGCAGCGAAUGCAAAACGGCCACCAAAUCGAGACUCUCCUGCUGCUUCUCGCGUCCAUUGCGCGCGUACGCAGCCUCUGCCAGCGGCUGGUCAAGGAGCGGAGCAGCACGCCGGAGGACGUGUCCAAGUUGAAGCGUCUGUAUCGCCGCUUGCGCAAGAACGGUUGCGAGAAGCCGGUGUUAUUGAAACGCACAUGCGUACGCGCUCUGCGUUCCGUUCGCGCGGGCCGCAGUAGCUUCGCCGAGGCGGCCCGAAAAAUGCGUGCCGUGUGUGGUGUGUGAACAGUGUGGCGAGUUUUAAAACCCGAAGCCUCUUCCCCCUGCACUGUUGUCUUGCAGUGGCGGUCCCCCCCAAAAUCUCCAUAGAUGAAAAUCCUCGCCUGCCUAGCAAGCAUAGUCAAAACACAACGCACAAGUUAUGUGCAUCUCUGCCCCCUGAAGGAACACAGUUGUUGUCGGUGCCCCUUCCCAGAACAAA